Messenger RNA from Lonchura striata (white-rumped munia), 1238 nucleotides. It is a transcript of the gene INHA, whose product is annotated as inhibin subunit alpha. Gene Ontology annotation, molecular function: cytokine activity; growth factor activity. The record is from RefSeq and is a predicted model, not a curated record. Lineage: Eukaryota; Metazoa; Chordata; Aves; Passeriformes; Estrildidae. Gene Ontology annotation, cellular component: extracellular region.
CACCCCCUGGCCGGGGGCCGGCCCCCCAGACCACACUGUCCUUGCAGUCCUCGCAUUCCAGACGUCUCAGCGCUUUCACAGCUCAGAGAUAAUAUUCACGGCGAGCAGACGUUUGCGUCAGUGUCAGCUAGAUCUCAAUGCCACCCUGUCCCGGGGGGAGCGCUGCGGGCAGACGGGCUGGGCAGGCAGGCAGAAGCCCGCGGCAGAGCCCCCCAGGCCAGCACCCCACCGUGUGCCCCACGGCCAUGCUGCUGCUGCUGCACCUGCUGCCUGCCAUGCUGCCCACCGCCGCCCUGGCCAGCUGCACCGGGGCGGGUGCCGACCGGCAGCUCAUCCUGGCCAAGGUGCGGGCUCGGGUGCUGGAACAUCUGAGUCCCCCCCUUCUCCAGGAGGAGCCACAGAUGGAAGCAAGGAGGGUACACCGGAGAGACGUUCUUGAAAACACUGAAGUGGAGCCGGAGGAGCUGGAGGACACCUCCCAGGUGAUCUUAUUCCCUGCCACAGAUGUUCCCUGUGAGCCCACACAGCCAGACAAGCUGCUGGAGGAAGAAGGGAUUUUCACCUACCUCUUCCAGCCCUCGGCACACACCCUGAGCCGUGUGGUGACUUCUGCCCAGCUCUGGUUUUACACGGGCCCCUCGGCUGCCCCCAACCACUCCUUCCCUGAGGUGCUGACCCUGUCCCCUCAGGGCCGGGUGCCGGUGACAGCCAUGGCGGAGCGGACACCCGAGCACUGGACAGUGUUUCACUUGGCCCCAGUGCUGCUGCCCCAGCUCUGGCAGCCGCUCUUUGUGCUCCUGGUGCGCUGCCCUGGCUGCCCCUGCCUGCCUGAGGGGGACAAGAUGCCCUUCCUGGUGGCCACCACCCGGGCCAAGGGCAGCGAGAGGGCUCGUCGCUCUGCCAUGCCCUGGUCCCCGGCCGCCCUGAGCCUGCUGCAGCGUCCAUCUGAGGAGCUGGCUGCCCACACCAACUGUCGCCGGGCUUCCCUCAACAUCUCCUUCGAGGAGCUGGGCUGGGACAAGUGGAUCGUGCAUCCCAGCAGCUUUGUUUUCCACUACUGCCACGGGAGCUGCGCUGCAGGCCACGGGCUGAGCCACCGGCUGGGCGUGCAGCUCUGCUGCGCUGCCCUGCCCGGCACCAUGCGCUCCCUGCGCGUCCGCACUACCUCCGACGGCGGGUACUCCUUCAAGUACGAGACAGUGCCCAACAUCCUGGCCCAGGACUGCACCUGUGUCUAG